Messenger RNA from Condylura cristata (star-nosed mole), 2128 nucleotides. It is a transcript of the gene SLC15A1, whose product is annotated as solute carrier family 15 (oligopeptide transporter), member 1. Gene Ontology annotation, biological process: oligopeptide transport; transmembrane transport. Gene Ontology annotation, molecular function: dipeptide transmembrane transporter activity. Bases 1 to 2124 code for a protein of 707 amino acids. Gene Ontology annotation, cellular component: membrane. Lineage: Eukaryota; Metazoa; Chordata; Mammalia; Eulipotyphla; Talpidae. The transcript has 23 exons. The record is from RefSeq and is a predicted model, not a curated record.
AUGGGGCUGUCAGGAUCGCGGACCUGCUUGGGCUACCCCGUGAGCAUCUUCUUCAUCGUCAUCAAUGAGUUCUGCGAAAGAUUUUCCUACUAUGGCAUGAAAGCAAUCCUGACGCUGUACUUCCGGUACUUCUUCCUCUGGAGCGACAACGUGGGCACCGCCGUGUACCACACCUUCGUGGCCCUGUGCUACCUGACACCCAUUCUCGGGGCCAUUAUUGCCGACUCCUGGCUGGGCAAGUUCAAGACCAUUGUGUCGCUCUCCAUCGUCUACACAAUCGGACAGGUGGUGACUGCAGUCAGCUCCAUUUCUGAGCUCUCCGACACCAACAGCGAUGGCGCCCCUGAUAACCUGCCCCUGCAUGUGGCGCUGUCCAUGAUUGGCCUGGCCCUGAUAGCACUGGGAACGGGAGGAAUAAAGCCCUGUGUGUCAGCAUUCGGCGGAGACCAGUUCGAAGAGGGCCAGGAAAAGCAAAGAAACAGAUUCUUUUCCAUCUUUUAUUUGGCGAUCAAUGCUGGGAGUUUGCUCUCCACUAUCAUCACCCCAAUGCUCAGAGUUCAAAAAUGUGGUGGUCAAGAGUCUUGUUACCCACUGGCUUUCGGGGUUCCUGCCGCACUCAUGGCUGUUGCUCUGAUUGUCUUUGUUCUGGGCAGCCGCAUGUACAGGAAGCUCCAGCCCCAGGGGAACAUCAUGGCCAAAGUGGUCAAGUGCAUCGGGUUUGCCAUCAAAAACAGGUUCCGACAUCGGAGUAAGGAAUUUCCCAAGAGGGAGCACUGGCUGGACUGGGCCAAGGAGAAAUACGACGCGCGGCUCAUCUCUCAAAUUAAGAUGGUGACCAGGGUGCUGUUCCUGUACAUCCCACUCCCGAUGUUCUGGGCCUUAUUUGAUCAGCAGGGCUCAAGGUGGACACUGCAAGCAACUACCAUGAGUGGGAAAAUCGGAAGCAUUGAAAUCCAGCCGGACCAAAUGCAGACUGCCAACGCCGUCCUCAUCGUGAUCAUGGUCCCCAUCGUGGAUGCUGUGGUCUACCCUCUCAUCGCCAAAUGCUUCAAUUUCACCCCUUUGAGGAAGAUGGUUGUGGGGAUGUUCCUGGCGUCCAUGGCGUUUGUGGCCACCGCGUUUGUGCAGAUGGAAGUCGACAAAACCCUUCCCGUCUUCGCCCAGCCCAACCAAUACCAAAUCAAGGUGUUGAAUGUGGAGAACCACCCAAUAAACGUGACUUUCUCUCAGAUGAGUGUGCUGGUUAAAAACAAUUCUCAAACAGAUGAAUAUCUGACUUUUGACGCAGACAAAUUGACAAGUAUCACUGUCUCUUCCGAUCUGUGGCCACCCACUGAAAUCCCAAUCACUAAUCUUACAAAAGGUCAGCGCCACACUCUUCUACUAGGGAACACCAGUCGCUACAAAAUGGUAAAGGAUGGCCUUAACAGCAAGCCACCAGAUGGAAAAAAUGGAAUCAGAUUUGUAAAUACUUUAGCUGUGAACGUGCAUGCCACAGUGGAGAAAGAAGUUUUUGCUAAUAUCAGCAGUUACAGUAUCAGCGAGUAUAAAUUUUUCCGCUCUGGUGUUAAAUACAUCAAAAUAAACUACACAGGGAUUCCGUCAAACUGCAAUGAUAAUGAUCUCAAAACUGUCAACUUUGAAUACGGUAGUGCGUAUACCUACGUCAUCAAACGGAAGAGUGACAACUGCCCUGAGCUGCAAGAACUGCAAGAUAUGCACCCCAACCAAGUGAGCAUCCUGCUGCAGAUCCCGCAGUAUUUCCUGCUCACCUGUGGCGAGGUGGUUUUCUCCGUCACCGGAUUGGAGUUCUCUUAUUCUCAGGCUCCUUCUAACAUGAAGUCAGUGCUUCAAGCCGGGUGGCUGUUUACCGUGGCUGUCGGCAACAUCAUCGUGCUGAUCGUGGCGGGAGCAGGCCAGAUCAGUGAGCAGUGGGCCGAGUACAUUCUGUUUGCUUCAUUGCUUCUGGUGGUCUGCGUGAUAUUCGCCAUCAUGGCUCGAUUCUACACCUACGUCAACCCAGCAGAGAUAGAAGCCCAGUUUGAUGAGGAUGAAAAGAAGAAGCAGCAGGAAAUGACUGAGCCAGAUGCCCAAACAGGUGACACCACACAGACACCCAUGUGAUCAG